AAGCGCCCAUCUCCAUUCGCACACGGUCACAUUGAGGUCAACAAAAAUAAAUAAAGCCGGCUACUUAUUUAGUUAAUUUAUUCAGUCUCUGCGAUGAUACAAAGACUGUAAAAUGGAAGUAAUUCUGCCCCAACAAGUGCACGAUGCACAGAAGUUCCUGGAUUGUGCGGAAAAACUGGACUACGAUGAGUUCGAAGCAAAAAUGUUUGUUUUCUGCUAUGCAAGCUGCGAUGUUGAUGUGUUUGAGUUGAUGGGCAAUGACCGACUGACGCAGCUAAUUUACGGCUGGGAGGUGUGCCAACUGCAGGCAAGGACGAGCUACCAGGAAGAGUCACUGCGUCAUGUAGUCAAUGUGCUGGCGCACCACUCGUUGCAGUUGUGGUUCAGCCAGGAGUGGAGAACCUGCUCCGAGGGGCUCAAGCACAUGCUCCUCUAUUGCCUAACCAAGGCGGUGCCGGCUUUCUACCAAAUGGAGAAUCUGUGCAAAAUCAAUUGGCCCUACGUGCUGAAAUUGCAGACGAGUCCUUGGUGUAUACCCUAUUUGCAGGAUUUGUUUAGAAACCUGCAAGUAAACAAACAACUUUCCAUUGAACACGCAGUUCCUGCCGCCACAGAUGCGGAUAUCACAUUCCUCAUAGAAGAUGGUCUAGAACUGAUCCUCCUUCGCCUUAUGCAGCUAUUCAACGCUGGAAACUUUGAGGCAUUGAAGCAGCUUUCUCUUCGAAUGCUGGCUGCUUGGCUGAAAUUCAGAGCCAGUGAGCCACUUGAGUCCGUUGUCGAGGACACCAAGUGCAUUACUGUUAUAGGGCAUCUCUACCUCCUGACUGUUUUUGUAAAUGACGAAAAUCGAGGCUAUGUAAUUGAUAAUUUGAUGUACAACAUUAGGUUCUAUGCCCUGACCAUGCACGAGGCUUCCGUCUGCGAAGACAUAAACUUGACCCCAGCGCGCCUUAUUGCCCAGGUCUGUGUGCGGCUACAACUGAGCAAAAGCGGCUUCUUCGAUCAGAUUGGACUUAAAAAGUUCAAACUAAACCUGGUGACCUCCUUUGCCGUAAUGCUGGAUGCUUACACAAGCUAUGUGCUGGGAAACCAGUUGCUAGAGCUAAUGUCCCUCAAUGAGCACGACUUUUUGGAAAAUUUGCCGCAGUUCAAGGAGCUCAUGUAUCGCUAUGUGGUGGAGCGCGAGGGCAGCGAACGAUUUUUGCUGGAAGAGCUUAAUAAGCUGGAUCAACAACGGAAUAGCCACCAUCAGCCCCAAGUUGUCAGCUAUAAUCUGAAUUUUCAGCAACAGAUCUGCAAGGGAAACCGCGCCAGCAAUAUCGGAAACUACAAGAACUGCGACGACGAUGAGAAGCCGGUUUUGGAAACGGACGAGGAGCAGGACAGGCAAAUAGAUCCCGUCUUCCAGAAUGUGCCCAACAAUGAGGAGGUUCUUACCUUCGUUUACAAACUGCUGGCCGAACGGCACUUUACGGGCUGGAAGUUUGCGAAGAUUGCGCUGCUCUUGAAAAUAAUUGGCCAACAGCUGAAUGCCAUUGAAAUUUGGCGCUAUCAUCCCGGGUUGACUACCGAGUUUAUGCUGAAUCUUGAGCAGAAAAUGUCGAAGAACUACGCUGAUCUGGCCAAGGUAUUCUCAGAUCACGCGUUUAUGGAGGCUGAGUUCUGGCUGACUGCUUUCUACCUCAAUCCAAUAAAUGUAAACUACAACGAGGUUAAGCGCUGUUCUCGCAUCAAGAAGAAGCGCCAGGAGGAUGAUAGCUGGCAACGAGCCACAGCAGAACAUGGCGUCAAAUAUGAGCUGCUCAGCUCCACCAUCGACGUGGAUGAGAUAGUUACGGUUACCAAUCAUAGUGCUCCCGUGGCGGACUACGAUCCGAUAUAUAAGGCACUUCAAGCGCUUCGGCUGCCUCGCAGUAUUAUUAAAGAUCUCCUGACGGUGGCCUUUCAGCCUCGUAACAAGCGCUACUCCUGGGCCCUGGACUGGUACACCCUCCACGAGCGAUGCUCCGCGUUGCUUAAGAGCAAGGAUUUGAAGAACAAAUUCGUGGCUCUCAACAUGGCAGAGGCAAACGAUCGGCUGGAGUUUCUGAAGAUCGACUAUGCCAAAUACAAGGAUCGACCGCAAUUAGACUAUGGCACAAUAGAGGAGGGUUACGAGAACGCAGUUCAUCUGGGCGCACCGGAAGUGGAGCCAGAGGCAGAAACAGUGGCGGCAAGUGUCGCAGAGGAUGUGAAGGUCAAUCCGCAGAAAAGGAGACGACCCGCAAAACGAAAGUUUUGGGAUGAAGUUUUUUCGGAAGAUGAGGAGGAGGAGGUGAGCUCAAGUGGCUCGGAGGCCGUCUACACUGGUACCGGGCGUCGAACACGAGUCCGGGCGGCUGCCAUGGUGGCCAAUGCCAUGCUCUCGGAUAUGGACCGAUCGGUACGUUGUGGACGACGAUCCAGCUCCCCAUAUGCCAUAGAAGCUAAACAAGAAUCAGAGUCAGAACCAGAACCAGAGGCACCACCUCCAACCGAACCGCAGAGGCCCCCAACUCCCAAGGAAGUCACUAUUAAGGAGGAAAAUCAAACUAUCGACGAUCUUAUGGAGGCGCGUACCAAGUUCAGUAACGAAACCAGCGGGUUCAAGGCCUUUGCCGACAUCUGGAGCUUUGAGAAGGAGGAGUUGCAGAAUGUGCAGAGCAAAGGCAAUACCCUGAUGGAGUGCAGCUCUGUGCUGAGCAAAUUCAAGAACCUGCGGGCCUUGAAACAAAACGCAGCAGCGCGACCGCCACCUUCGGAUCAGUUACAGCCACUGGCGUUGGUGCAACCCAAAUUGGAAGAGCCAUCCAGACAGGAGAUCUCUCUCCCCGAUCCAAUCGAAAGUGAUUUCGACACCCAGAGUGCCAACUCAGACACCUCCACCAUGGCUACACAUGACUUUAACGGCGAAGACGAUGACGUAUUUGAUGAUUUGCCUGGACCGAGUGGAGACCAUUCCUCGCAAGGUAUUCCCACUGUAGACUUUACGCAGGAGGCCCAAGGUAGACAAGAGGAACUCAAUGUAGGAGAAAAGCUAACAGAGGCAACUGCAGUCCAGGAGACAAAAAACUUCCCAAACGAGGAGGAUUCUGUGCAACUGACCGAAGAACUUACUGAGAAUCUUAUUGAAGAGGUAACCCAGGAUGAACCCGAAGAGCUAGUAAUGCAACCUAUCGUCAACUUAUUUUCCAAACAAGAAGAGAGCACACCAGAAAAUCCAGUUGAUCAGCCAGUCCAGGAGCCAUUAGAAGCUCCUUCAAUGGUAGGCUUAUCCGGAAAAUUCCUAAACAUAGAUGAGGACACCGAUACGGCCGAGGAGACACUAUUCCAUGAAGCGAACAGUCAAAAGCCUCAGGUCAAGCGCUUAAAAAUCCUAAAACCCAGCUCAAAUGAUUCGUGUGGAGAAUCCCCGGAAGCGGAACGAGCACGCCUCAUUCAUGAGUGCCUAACCCGCAGGGCCGAAGUGCGUCUUACCAGGCUGACGCCUCUGGACAUUGAGAAGUUGCGCGGAUUCAGAGUAAGGAUUAAGCGCACCAAUCUGGUGAACUUCUGCCGGGACCAGAUGCAGCGUAAGCGCAUAAAAUACGCGACGGGCCGGUACAGUGAGGACAGUAGUGCAUCUACGCAGAGCUCUGAACCCUACCAAUCCGGCCGUAAGCGGUUUAAACAGUUCGUACACAUCACAUCCGACUCACCGGCAGGGUCCGCUUCGCCAAAGCCAGUCUUCAAGCACGUGACCUCUGACUCCUCCACAGAUCUUGAGGAGGUGCCGCCUCCAGUGGUGGCGGUCAGGAAACGCGGUCGUCCUCCAGGACCGCGCUGCAAGGCCAAGAAAAUUGUCCGUCCCCUAGCCGUAGUCCCAGCCGAUGUGAUUGAGUUGUCGUCCGAUUCGCUCUCCUCCAACUCACCGGUGCCGGUAGUCAGCAUCCAGCGGAUUCACUUCACGCAAGUGAUGGAAAUGGAUCCGCUGUACGAGGAAGAAAUCGUUCCCUUCUAACGUGCCGACAAGGAGCUGCUAGAAUCUUGCCCUGCGGCGAGGUUCUACGUGCUCGGAACGAAUGCAAGGACCAGGGGUGGCCGGGAAUGCUGUCGGGAUGAAAGAGAAUUACAGAGUGAGAAACGGAGAAAAAAGAGGGAAAACCGGCGAACCCGGCAAAUCGAAUUCGGCUCGCUUGUUAGAAUGCAAUUAGCCCGAGGCGGAUAUUUGGUAUUUGCUUUGGCUGGAGUCUGAUGAAAUUAUGUGCGUGUACAUCUGUUUGUCCAGGUCCCCGGCUGAGCCAUUGUGCGUCGGUCAGUAUUUGGACUGUGACGACGGCCGGAAGGCUCGGGAAAAAAUCAUUAUAUUCAAGUCCUGGAAAUUUAAACGCAUCCGCACUUCAAUUAACUGCCUAAUUGAUAUGCAUUGUGGUUAUAAAAAACCAAAUUAGCUACACGCGUCGGAGGAGCACUUGAACAGCAGUGAGGACUGUGACGACGUCGGCGACACGUGGCUGUUGGUGUGAAUUUUGGUGGGCAGGCAUAUCAAUGACUGCGGUUUGGGGAGGAUAAUGUUAAGCUUAAAGUGAAUACCUUGUUUUUUCUACAUUUAUUUAUUAAGAUACAAUCCAUAUUAAAUAGGCAUUGUACAAAAGUUCUACUACUGUAUUAGUUAUUAAUUUAUUAAAGUUUUUUUCUUUUUUUGAAAUUUAUAAAUUUGUAUGCAUUGUAUUUGUAAGUGCCAUUUAGAUAUUGAAUAAAUUUAUAAAGAAUACCACAA
Messenger RNA from Drosophila ananassae, 4777 nucleotides. RefSeq lists its product as uncharacterized. The coding region runs from base 113 to 4018 and encodes 1301 amino acids. The record is from RefSeq and is a predicted model, not a curated record. Lineage: Eukaryota; Metazoa; Arthropoda; Insecta; Diptera; Drosophilidae. The transcript is spliced from 6 exons.